GCCCCGGGCCGGGGGCGUGGCGACGGGAGGGGGCGCCAUGCGCCAUGUCAUGGAGGCUCAGUGUGCGGGCAGCCAUUGACGGGGUCGGAGUUGCGUGCGGAGCGGGGCGGCGGCGGCAGCGGCAGCUGCCUGCGGCGUUCCCCUCCGUGCUCUCGUCUCCCUCCCGCCGCCGAAACACCCGCAGCGACCUUGCGGUUUCUUGCCCGUCGUGUUCGGCCGCCCUCCCUCGCCAGUGCGGAGCAGCGAGAUGGGGGGGGCGAUGGAGAUGAAGAAGCGUAUCAACCUGGAGUUGAGGAACCGGGCCCCCGAGAAGGUGACGGAGUUGGUGCUUGAUAACUGUCGGUCCAGCAAUGGUGAGAUCGAGGGUCUCAAUGACUCCUUCAAAGAACUGGAGUUUCUCAGCAUGGCCAACGUAGAGCUGACGUCGCUGGCCAAGCUGCCCACCCUGAGUAAGCUCCGAAAGCUGGAACUGAGUGACAACAUCAUUUCAGGAGGCCUGGAGGUCCUUGCAGAGAGGUGUCCGAAUCUCACAUAUCUAAACCUCAGUGGCAACAAAAUCAAAGAUCUUGGCACUGUGGAAGCUCUUCAAAAUCUCAAAAACUUGAAGAGCCUUGACCUGUUCAACUGUGAGAUUACAAACCUGGAGGAUUACAGAGACAGCAUUUUUGAGCUGCUGCAGCAAAUCACCUACCUGGAUGGGUUUGAUCAGGAAGACAACGAGGCGCCGGACUCGGAGGAUGAUGAUGAUGAGGAAGGAGAUGAAGAUGAUGAUGAUGAUGAUGAGGACGAAGCUGGCCCUCCAGGAGAAUAUGAAGAAGAAGAUGAUGAAGAUGAUGGAGGUUCAGAUUUAGGGGAAGGUGAAGAGGAGGAGGAAGUGGGUCUUUCAUACUUGAUGAAAGAAGAGAUUCAGGAUGAAGAUGAUGAUGAUGACUACGUUGAAGAAGGAGGUGAGGAGGAGGAGGAAGCAGAGGGCAUCCGAGGCGAGAAGAGGAAACGAGAUCCCGAAGACGAAGGCGAGGAAGAGGACGAUUAAGCCGUUCUAGACACAAGUAGGACCAGACUCUUCAGUUCCCAGCUCCUCAGUAGUGAUGAUGCAGAUCUGUUUUUUGUCUCCAUGUACCAUAGAUGUCCCUACAGAAGAGAAAUGUUAACUUUUUAUAGGAGAGGUGUGGUUUUACUAUUCUUGCCCCCCCCCUUUUUAUCAUUCCAAAUGAGAUCUAAUAGCCUGGUAGUGAACCUUUACCUAGAAACCAACUUCCAGCCCUGUAAUCACUGAAGCCAUUGUCAAGUUUUUUCUUCCCCCUUUCCUCCUCCUCCUCCUCCUCUAGAUUUUUUUGGUUUGUUUUGUUUGGAGCUCUUUAAUUUCCUACAAGCUUUUGCUGUCUGGGUCACCACCAGCCCAGAGUUUAAAGCUGGGGUUAAGAUUGUGAAGUCUCUUGGAGGUGUGGAAGUUUUGCUACUGAAGCUGAACUCUUGUGGCAAAUUCAACUCUCUUUUUGUUUGCUUUGUUGUUUUAAGAAGAAGUCAACUGAUCUGGAGUGUAGCAGGGAUUCUGUUUGACAGUGGUGAGUGUGUUAAAAGGUGACUUCUGGACUUAGGUUUUGAAGUCUCUUCUCCCAUCCUGUGUGUUCCACCUGAAAGCCCCAAGGGGAUUUGAAAGGGAUUUUGGGGGGUUUGUUUUCUUGGUUUCAGUGUCUCACUUUUUAAGACCCCCCUCAAGAAAUGGCUCUUGGUAUAAACAAAGGGUUGUAAUCCUUAACUUCUCUCCCAAAAGACACAAAUCCCUUGCAGGUAUUAAAACCAAAUCCUUGCUAGUUUUGAAACAGUUUGGGUUUUUUGCUCCAAGUCUUUGUUAAGCCUCCACUUCGCUUCACUUCGCUUCUCAACGUCGUCGUUGCUCUGGGAGCCCUGCAGCAGUCGUGGUGUGGCUGUCGGCUCUCUGCCUCGGGUGACUCCUUCAGGCACGUUCUGGGUUUACAACCAGCUCCACACUGCUACUACUCUUUAUGGGUUCCUUAAGGAAAGCUGAAAACGAGUUAAAAGCUGAAGAUUUAAGUUUGCUCUUUCUCUGCAGGUCACCUGUUUAAAUCAGGUUGCAGGCAAAGCGUUGUGAGUAGAGAGCAGUUUGGGGGAGGUUUUGUCUUGGAUGGCUGCAGAAGUUUGUUGUGUUGCAAACCAGUGCAGGAGUCCUGUGGACAAACUUUGUUCUGUAAGGGUUGGAUCAGCAUAAUUCCACCCCCCUCCCCCUCAAAAAAAAAGAGAAUGUUUUCUGUUUUGAGCCACUGGGGAACAAAUCUGCAGGUUCAGCAUCACUGCUCUUAGUCCCAGUUUGGGGUUUUAAACCUUGCUAUCAAUUCCCAUUCGUUUUCACAGAGGUACUGAACCAAGUACCACACAGGCAGCUUUAUUCAAGAGACUUAUUUUUGUACCUGUCUGGGCUGCCACUGAACUGGGGGAGACACCAAAGGGGUGUGGGAGGAAAAGAGGGAGAUGUCCUGGACCUGAGGAAGAGUCAGGUCGCCCAUGGCUCGCUUAGCUGUGACUAUUGAACAGGUGUUUCAUACUCUGGCAGGCUUUAAAAGUGACUUCCAGCUCAAAGCCAGAUACUGCAGGGUCAAAGUUCUGCAGAGCCCAAUAAUGUCUUUGUCUGUGUGGUGUUUUUCUUCCACUCCCCCUCCUCAAAUAGAGCCUUAAAUGAUAGUUUCUCCUCCCAGCUGUGAAGCGUCGCCAGCCACAAAGGCUCUGGGCUCAGGUGAGGCAGGCAGUAGGCUUGGAAACAAAACUGGCUUCAGUUUGGCUGUUUUGGGGUUUAUGUCUGUUUUUAAACCAAUUUCUCUGUGAAGACACUAGAAAAGUAGAGGUAAAAACUGCACUUGCACCCCCAGGCUGAGCUCCUGUGUUUGGCUACUGAGUGACUUUACAGCCCUUAGGUAAGUGCACAUCUUGUGCUGGAGGCUCUGUGCUCGAGGCAGUUUUGUGCUCAGCUUUGAGGUAGAAAAGUUCAUUUUCCCAACCUCUCUUCUGUGUUUUGGUCUUGGUGAAUGACUGAAACGUUUUAUUUCUGAGGGUCUACUUAAGGCACCUCAUUCCCAGGGCUUUUUCCUUCACUCUUAGGCUGAUAAAUCAGUUUGAAACCCCAAUUUUCAUGAUGAAAACCUGAGUGCUGCUUUUGUUCCACCGAGUCCAGCUUCAGCUCACUGCACAAAGCAAACUCAAAAGAGGUUAACAAGAACUUCCUCCCCCCCCCUUCAAAUGACUAUUUUCCCCCAGCCUCAACCUGCAUCAGCCUCUACACCUAAAAACCUGAGCCUCACACAGCUUCCUGAGUAACUUUUGCCCUUUCCCUCCCUGUUGCCAGCUCAGAGUUCCCUGCCUGGCAGGCAGCUCCACAGCAGAGUCUUUUUUAAACUGGGGAAGCCAACCCAGAGCCUCCAGAGAAACUUUUGGAUCCAGACUUUUUUUGCUUGGUGGGGGAUGAUCUUUUCAUGCAAAAUAAAGAAGUUAAGGGUGGGUUUUAUAUUUUGUAGAGGUUUUUUGUCCUAUUUUAAUGCUCUUUGUAUGGCAGUUCUGUAUAUAGUGUGGUUUGGUUCCCUCUCGACCUCUUUUUCUUCUCUCUCUUUUUUUUUUCCCCCCUAACUGACUUCUUUUUUGUGCAGCUGUGUUUUGAAUAAAGCCAUGACAGUGUUAAAUUAAACCAACAAAACAACCCUGCAGCACUCUUCUGAUGAUUUGGUUUUGGGGUUGUUUGGGAUUGUUUGUUUUUUUUUUUGGGGGGGGGGUUUAGUUGUAACCAAACCUUUUGUUUUCUUGCCCCCACGAUGUGCUGUAAAUUUUCUCAACGUUUUCAAACCGAAUUAUUUCCAAUAAAUUGAGACUUAAUUGUU
Messenger RNA from Pogoniulus pusillus (Red-fronted tinkerbird), 3884 nucleotides. RefSeq names its product acidic nuclear phosphoprotein 32 family member E (gene ANP32E). Gene Ontology annotation, biological process: regulation of apoptotic process. Lineage: Eukaryota; Metazoa; Chordata; Aves; Piciformes; Lybiidae. Gene Ontology annotation, molecular function: histone binding; phosphatase inhibitor activity. Gene Ontology annotation, cellular component: nucleus. The coding region runs from base 248 to 1033 and encodes 261 amino acids. The transcript is spliced from 7 exons. The record is from RefSeq and is a predicted model, not a curated record.